Messenger RNA from Coccomyxa subellipsoidea C-169, 375 nucleotides. Its product is annotated as Arf GTPase activating protein. The transcript has a single exon. The record is from RefSeq and is a predicted model, not a curated record. Bases 1 to 375 code for a protein of 124 amino acids. Lineage: Eukaryota; Viridiplantae; Chlorophyta; Trebouxiophyceae; Coccomyxaceae. Gene Ontology annotation, molecular function: GTPase activator activity.
AUGAACGGCAAGAAUGCGGUGACAAAGGCUCAGAAUGAGACCCACAGACGCAUCUUGGCUGGUCUCCUUAAGCAGGACGACAACCGCCGAUGUGCAGAUUGCAACGCCCGGGGGCCAACCUGGGCCUCCGUCAAUCUGGGAUGCUUUAUAUGCUUGAAUUGCUCAGGCGUGCACCGAUCCCUGGGGGUGCAUUGCUCCAAAGUGCGCUCCACGACGCUGGACACCUGGCUGCCCGAGCAAGUCGCUUUUGCACAGAGCAUGGGCAACCGAAGGGCGAACCUUUACUGGGAGGCGAGGCUUUCCAGCGGAUUCAAGAGGCCAAGUGAGGGGGACAUGGUGGGCUUGAAGAGGUUUAUUGAGGAGAAGUACAGGUGA